AUGUCUCAGGCAGGUAAAGUCCUUCACCUGUACGUAGAGGUGAGGUCUGUUGCUGAGGACGAAGGAAAGGUGCCGGGAAGAGGAACUGAUGGGACCGGUCACCUGAUGCUUCAUUGCCCAGACGUCCUCCCUCAUCCCCAGACGAGCUCCACCCACUCCAGUCCCAACCGCAGUCCAGCUGUUUCCCCAGUCGCUCAGCAUCACACUGGGAACCACAGCUUAGCCCCUUCAAAGUCCUCCUCCAGGCACUCAGUCAGCUUCCAACUCCAAAACCCUGAUGCACCAGGAUCUCCCGCCCAGUUCCAUCGACAGGACGUGUUGUCUGAUAGUUUUGGGCAGUUACUCCAGGUCCUUGCACCUGGAACAAAUAGUCUAGGCCAGCAUGGCUCCCUGGGACGCACCCGUUCUUCAGACUUGGAUCCCUACCAGGGAAAGGUGCUUAUCUCCCCAUCUUCUACAUGUUCGGGGAGGCUGAGUGUACCCUCCACUCCCACCAGCAACCGUAGGUCCUGUGAGAUCCCAGCGGUGGGGGGUGAGGAGGGGAGGACAUCUGUGGUUACCUUUGGCUACAUAGAGAAAGCUAACGUCCACAGCAUGGGCAGCCGGCGUACUUCUGUGUGCCAAAGUGAGUUGGACAAUCCUGUGAGCAGAAUAGAGGGGCAGCCGCUGCCUGCCCAUCUCCGGAAACGGCUGAGUGACCCAGUGUGGUACAAUGGUCAGCCGGCAACGGGCGACCCUUACCCUGAUCACCCCUACCUAUCCCAGAAUCAGUCCCCACGGGGCUCGCCUUACCUGCAGAGGGCUGCCCUGGGGGCAGUAGCCGGAGAUGCCACCCACAGGGCCUUGGAGGAGUUUGGAUCCCCAGAUCUCAGACGGCGAUUUGCCGGUCAUGGCUCAGAGAACUGCAGCCCCACCCUUCCACGACACUACCAGUCCCCUCGCUGCCGGUCCUGGGGGGGGUCACCUGUCCUGCCUCGCAGCACCCUCACCCUGCCAUCCAAGGCCCAGCUCUCAGAGCUGGAUAGGGGGAUCUGCCGUAGUUCAGUGAAUGGGAUACCCAGAAGUCCUGCCUCUGACCACCUAUGUACCCACACUGGAUACUCCUCCCACUCAGCGGCUCCAACCUCAACACUUCACUCACAUGGCCCCCCCCAGAGCCCGCAGAGGCCACGGCUCGGGGAUGAGAGCUCCAAGUUUUCCACCAAAUUUCAUCCACCUUUACCUGCAGGGAGACCUACAGACAUCCAGCAUGGGAUUCCAACGAGCACAUUCCCCACCAGCCACCAGCCCAGUACUGGCUACCGAACCAGUGGGAACUCCCAACACAUUAUCAAUAGUAGCUAUAAAGCUAACAUCACCAACACCAGUAAUAAUGCUAGAAACAGUACACAGUACAGUGCUCACGAUAAGAGUCACUACAAAUCGUCACGCUGCAGCAGCAGAGCCAGUGAUCAUUCAGCAGUCAGCCCCACCAACGGUAGGAGAAGUGUCUCCCCAUCCUCAAACACUGAACUGGCUUGUAAAUUAGCCUUGGAGGCUACCAAACUGUCCUCCAUCUUUGCAGGCAGACGGACCCCCUCUCCAACACCUUCUCAAGCUGAGUCGCUGCUGUCAGAGAGUCCCAAGAUGGGAGGGUCAUUCCUGAGUGAAUCCCACCCGCACGCCACCCUUCAAGGGCAAAACUCCCCUGAACCCCUGCAGGCAGAUAACCAGAACCACAGAUGGAAAACAGACAAACCGAUACCUCAAACCAGACCAGGACGUGUCAACCCCUUCUUGUCCCAGACAGGCCUCUCUCCAUCUCCAGGUUUACCGGCGAGGUUGCACCGAGCUGCCGCUUCGCAGUCUCCAGUUUUAGACCCACGGAGUUCAUCACUCAGUAAAGACAUGUCCAACCUGCACCGCUACCAGCCACCACAGUACACUGGGGACCGCAAAUCACCUGGCAUGGAGAGGAGGCAGUAUGAUCACCUCUUUGAUCGAUCACCCAGGGACAGCCCUGAACUCUCCAGGAGACACCUCUCCAGCCAAAACACAGAGGGUUUACCCGUGAGCUGGACCUCCAGGCAGCAGGAGUGGAGGGAGACUGGACCAGUCCGGGACCGAGAUGAACUCUGUGAAAAAGACCACAGACAGUCAACCUCUAGAGUUUACACUCCAAGCAAGGAUGGAGAUGACAAAGAGGUGAAGACGUCAGUGCAGGGGAACCAGAGGUCAGUUGUAGACAUAUCUAAGGAUCAGAGGGAGGAGGUCCAGGAUCACAGCGGGGCUGGAGGGACGUCCUCUCAGAGCUCCAGUGGGGUGACGGGCAGCAUGGGAGACAGUUCCCAGCUGGACAGAAACGACAGUUUGUUCCCCGAAACUUCGAGUCAGUCGAGCCACGACACAGCGGACACCGGCUCUGGGAUACAGUCGGACAGCGGCUCAGCGACGACUCCGUCCUCGCGGUCACUGAAGAUCGCCCGAGCCAAGUGGGAGUUCCUGUUUGGAGGCCAGACAGAGGACAGCCGCUGCAGUAAAGAGUGCAGCAGCAGUGGCGGUACUGGGAGUAGCAGCACUAACACCAGUAGUAGUGGUGAUAUAACAGACGUAGCAGUGCAAGCCAAUCAGAGGAGGGGGCGGGACAAAGAGGGUCAAAAGUUGUCGCAUCACAAAGUGCAGCAGAUCGAGGUGGAGCUGGUGACUCCUAACCCCCUAGGCACCAACCCCAAGACGGGCAUCAUCCGCCGGACCGUCAAAUAUUCUGAAACGGAUCUGGACGCCGUUCCACUGCGCUGCUACAGGGAGACCGACCUGGACGAGGUGAUGCGGGCGGAGGCGGAGGCAGCAGAGGAGGCGGAGGAGGACUCAGCCUUUGGGAGUAACCGCAGCUUCCUGGGAAACUCCACCUUCAGUCCCGCUGAUGCCUCCCCGAAACCCUGGACAGGUGGAGGGAAGGAAGGGGGCGAGGAGGAGGAAGAGGAGGAGGAAGAGGAGGAGGAGGAGGAAGGUGUGGUGAGCUGGGCCAGUGUCAGGAUGCAGGGAGACAAACAGAGACAGAGAGCCACCAGAGAAGAAGAUGAGGUGUUCAGUCUGCUGCUGAAGGGGCCAUUGGAGGCGUCGUCUGACACCCACGGCGGCCUCAAGUCUCCCAUCUCCGUUGGCAGCCCCCGCCGACCCUCCGACAGCAACCUCGACUCCUUCAGCCGCCAUUUUGAAAGCAUCAUAGAGUCUCACCGGGCUAAAGGAACCUCGUACAGCAGCCUGGACAGCGUGGACCUUCUGACCUCUGGAUCCACGUCUGUGUUCACCUUCGACCUGCCAACCCUGACCCCGGAGAUCCAGAGUCAGAUCUGUGACAGUGCCAAGCAGAUCAUUGAGCUGAGUUUCGCCCCGCUGGCCCGCCCGGACCCGGCCGCCCCCUCGGAGACGUCUCGCUCCGAAAUCACCCUCAGUGCCUCGGGGGCGGGGCUCCGAGGCGGUUCCAAAGACGACUCCGGGCCUCCGGUCCGGUCUAGGUCGGAGAAAGAUUCGUGGCGUCGCUCAAGCGUCAAAGACGGCUUCCGAAAGGCGAGCUCGGCCCCCUCCCUCCACAGCAGCCCCAGGGAGCGUCCGGUGAACCGCCCCCCCGAGCUGCUGUACCCGCAGGCCGACGUGGCAGAGCGACUGGCACUCGGCGGCAGCGAUGAUGCAUUGGCCAACGGCACGAAGGCUGACCUGCAGGCCGCCAAACGUCUCGCCAAACGCCUCUACAACCUGGACGGCUUUAGGAAGUCUGAUGUCGCCCGACACCUCGGCAAGAAUAAUGAGUUCAGCCAGAUGGUGGCGGAAGAAUAUCUCAGUAACUUUAACUUCACGGGUCUGACCAUCGACCAGGCGCUCAGGACGUUUCUGAGACAGUUUGCUCUGAUGGGAGAAACUCAGGAGAGAGAAAGAGUCCUCGCUCACUUCUCCAGGAGAUACAGACAGAGCAACCCCGAGAGUCUGGACACUGAAGACAGCGUCCACACUCUGACCUGUGCUGUCAUGCUGCUGAACACAGACCUUCAUGGGAACAACGUUGGGAAGAGGAUGUCCUGCAGUCAGUUCAUCUCCAACCUGGAAGGUCUCAACGAUGGAAAAGACUUCCCCAAAGAUCUGCUGAAGACUCUCUACAGCUCCAUCAAGAACGAGAAGCUUCAGUGGACCAUUGAUGAGGAGGAGUUGAGGAAGUCGAUGUCGGAGCUGGCUGACGUCCGAACAGACUCCGCCUCCCACACCAUGAAGCGCCUGGGCAGCGGAGGAAACCCGCUGGUGGGUGUCGCCCAUCAGGCUGACGGCGAGCUCUACAAGAACGGAUUCCUGGUCCGGAAAGUCCACGCCGACCCUGACGGAAAGAGAACGCCGCGGGGUAAGAGGGGCUGGAAGUCUUUCUACGCCAUGCUGAAGGGUUUGGUGCUCUACCUGCAGAAGGACGAGUACCGUGCCGAGCGAGAGCUGACGGAGGAGGACGUGAAGAACGCCGUGUCCAUCCAUCACUCUCUCGCCAUGAGAGCAGCUGACUACAGCAAGAGACCCAACGUCUUCUACCUGAGGACGGCCGACUGGAGGGUCUUCCUGUUCCAGGCUCCGAACGCUGAGCAGAUGCAGUCCUGGAUCACGCGCAUCAACGUGGUGGCGGCCAUGUUUUCAGCUCCUCCAUUCCCGGCGGCGAUUGGCUCUCAGAAGAGAUUCAGUCGUCCUCUGCUGCCGGGGUCCAACACCAAACUGUCCCAGGAAGAGCAAGUCAAGUCCCACGAGAACCGGUUCAGGGCGGUUUCCUCCGAGCUGGCCGACCUCACGGCCUCCACCCCAGACCGAAAGGUCAAAGGUCGUGAGUUGGAGGAGCAGAAACUCCGACAGGAGUACCUGGAGUUCGAGAAAACCCGUUACGGUACGUACGCCAUGCUGCUCAGAGCCAAGAUGGCGAACGGGGACGAGGACCUGACGGCCUUCGAGUCUCGGCUGUUUGACGACGGCGGCCUGCAGAGGGCGCACUCCAGCCCCACACUGCCUCAGGACGUCGCCAACAAGGAGAAAACCCGCGGGACAAAGACGUCCAAGAGCUUAAAAGUCACGUCGUCUUCAUCGUCCUCGACCACCAAGAGUGGCAGCAGCAGGGAGGGAAACAGGAAGAAGAACGGGAGCAACCAGAAGGCGGAGCCUCAGAAACAAAACAGCAAACAGGAAGAGGCGCCAUAAGAUUUAUACUGAGUGUAGCUGGAGACGGACAUGAGGCAUCAUGGGUAACAGGCUGACAUCCUCCUUUAAACCUUUUCUGUUAAACCUCAGACAGAUUCUGAUUGGCUGAGGGAGCUGAGCUGAGACGUUCAAGGUCGGCGGGAGAAAAGACGCUCGUCACGACGGACGACGACAAACUGUCAAGUUUCACCAGGAGUGGAAACAUUCAGAAACACUGAGUGAACCUGAACACAUCACUCAACUGUCACUUAACUCCGCCUCCAAACAUCAACACUCACAACAGCUGGAGAGUUUCACAAUAAAAGCUUUAUUUCCUGGUCGAGCUUUCAUUUCAGGGACGUUGUAUUAAAAUGAUACAGACGUUAAAUAUUAGUAAUUAUCCAGUCUCCAGCUGCGUUUGACUCCAGGACCCCCCACGACCAGGACCAGGACCAGGACCAGGACCAGAACCAGGACCAGGACCAGGACCAGGACCAGGACCAGGUCCAGGUCCAGGUCCAGGUCCAGGUCCAGGACCCUCCUGGAUCAGGUUGUUUAUAGGUACUUUUAUUUUUCCUCUCUCACAGCGACAAACACUAACCUCCUGCAUCGCCAUCACUCAGCUUCUCCUAGCAACCAACAGGGGAGCAGGUUGCCAUGCCGACCACAUGUGACAGACAGAGUGCGUGGGACUGUUGCCACAGCGACCAAGCAAAGGGGGGGUGAGAGGGAUGGGAUGGUGGGGUGAGACCCUGCAGUCAGGACUCCCCCCGGCCAAACAACAAGCAGACAGAUGAUACCUCCUCCUGAGUGUGUGUGUGUGUGUGUGUGUGUGUGUGUGUGUG
This is a messenger RNA of Seriola dumerili (greater amberjack), 6023 nucleotides long. RefSeq lists its product as uncharacterized. The coding region runs from base 1 to 5199 and encodes 1732 amino acids. Lineage: Eukaryota; Metazoa; Chordata; Actinopteri; Carangiformes; Carangidae. The transcript has 19 exons. Gene Ontology annotation, molecular function: guanyl-nucleotide exchange factor activity. The record is from RefSeq and is a predicted model, not a curated record. Gene Ontology annotation, biological process: regulation of ARF protein signal transduction.